UUAUUUAUUUUACUUUUCCUUAAUCACCAAGACAACACACAAUCAACCCCACUGUUCAUAACCGCUCUCACAUUUUUUCUUUCUUUCUUUUUUAUAUGCAUAACCUUCACUAAUUCCAUUCAACUCAUUCCAUUCAUCAUCUUCUUCGUAAUUUUUGGGUACCAUGGACACUUUCGAACCCCAAAUCGAUUUCGAAUCUCUCUUCGCAGAAUACGAAGUCGCCGAUUUUUUGCAGGAGGAUGAUAUCAAUCCUUCUGUUUCCGUCGCAGACACUCCCUCGCCUCUUUCAGAGAUUGAGAAUCUUCUCAUGUCUGAUGCCGAGGGAAUUGCGUCCUCAUCAUCGGAUUCUGACUAUCAUAAGCUUCUCCAAGAUAUUCUCGUCGACCCUAUCCCUCUAUCGGAUGAUCAAGGUUUCGUUCUUUCUGAUGAAGCCAGGGUUGAUCCAGUAACUCCUCAAGAGGUUCCUCCUGAACCCGUUUCAAAAAAGCAAAUUAGGCAGAUGAGGAACAGGGACGCUGCUGUGAAAUCAAGAGAGAGGAAGAAGGUGUAUGUGAAAAACCUUGAGACAAAGAGUAGGUAUUUUGAAGGGGAAUGCAGAAGAUUGGAGCAUUUGCUUCAGUGCUGCUAUGCUGAGAACCAUGCUUUGCGGCUUUGUUUGCAAUCGCGUGGUGGCUUUGGUGCUCCCAUGACCAUGCAGGAGUCUGCUGUGCUCUUGUUGGAAUCCCUGCUGCUGGGUUCCCUGCUAUGGUUCCUGGGCAUCAUGUGCCAACUCAGUCUACCCCUUCCACUGUCGCUAACAACAGUGUUACCUCCAAGAGAAAACAUGGAUCACAAAGGUCUAAGAAGGGUGGCUCUAAAAGGGCCAAACAGUAAUAAUAUCUCUGAUUAUUUCCUGACUCGAUCGUUUGUAAAGAGUAGAAGAUGCCAAGCUUCAAGAACGAAGAUGAAAUUUGAUUUUAUCAUGUUAUAAAACUUUUGAAGUGGGGCAUUUCAGAUGUUCUAUUUAUUCCUUCUUUCUAUGCAUUUUCUUUCUUUCUCUCUCCCUCUCUAUCUCUCUCACUUUUUGGUUUUUGUUUUAUUGAGCUUUUAGAUAGAGUCCUAGUUAUAAAAAAAAAUAUGUAAACCAAACAUGUUGGGAUGCUUUUGACAUGUAUUAUAAGCUUCUAUGUUAUGCACUUUGACGCUAUGUGUUCUUCCUAUUUGAAACAUGGAAAUUGUUUUUUA
Molecule: messenger RNA, 1224 nt
Organism: Medicago truncatula (barrel medic)
Lineage: Eukaryota; Viridiplantae; Streptophyta; Magnoliopsida; Fabales; Fabaceae
Product: bZIP transcription factor 60
Exons: 3
Coding region: 164-970 (268 amino acids)
Biological process (GO): regulation of DNA-templated transcription
Molecular function (GO): DNA-binding transcription factor activity
Source: RefSeq, a predicted model, not a curated record